AAUAAUGAUGACGAAAGUUUUGGAAGCAAGGACACGAGCGAUAGGUAUGCUCACAAGCACGAAGUACAUCUCAGUCUACAUGAUCAACUUACCAAGCAACGCUAUAAUAGAUACCUCAAACCACUCCCUCUAUUACCACGAGCCACAACAUUUGACAGUCUUAAGACCGCCGGAGAAAAUGUGUCGGAGUAUUGGGCGCGAUAUGUUCUCCUUUCUGGCAAAUAUUCAUCUCGCAAAUCCUCCGACAGCGAGCAAGAGAUCAAGAAGACGUUUUUUAGCAAAUACAGCGGAUGGAGGGGUGGUAUUCUGAUCGCAUCUUGUGCUACUUUUAUUGUGCUCCUCCUUAAUACCACAUUUGCGAUUUUUGGUUUAGUGGUAUCUAAGAGUGAGAUGAAAGUUGGGACUUUAAUGAAUGGAGAUUGUGGCCGAAUAGGGAGCAUAGAUACAUGGCUGCACAUCAUUAUUAAUAUUGCGGGAACUGUAAGUGGCUUGAAUUCCAAAUCCACACCCCUUGCUUUGCUGGCUGGAUCGGCGCGAGAAGGUAGAGGCACCAAGUGCUAAUUGAAUGUUAAAGUGUCUACAGGCUGCAAGCAACUUUACCAUGCAGUGUAUUGGUUCACCUACCAGGACGGAAAUAGAUUCUGCCCAUGCAAGAGGAAAAUAUCGAGAUAUUGGCUUGCAAAGUUUACGAAAUCUGACUAGUAUACGAAAGAAAUUACUAUAUGGCCUACUUGUGCUAUCUUCUCUGCCACUCCAUUUCUUGUAAGUCGUUACCGCCGGGCACACAUGUUUAGUGCCGUUUAAAUUAACAACAACACAGCUGGAAUUCGGCAGUUCUCACAAAAACACAAUCACUAGACUACAAUGUCUUCGUCGUCAAACCAUGGAUUUUCUCUACUUCAUCGGUUGACUGCUCUGCCAGCAUUUCCAAGGUUUACGACAAAACUGGUUGGGUCACGGGCAUCUACCAGAAUUUCACUUUGUCUGGAAUUGGAACGCUUGGUCUUCGAAGAGGACCGCUGCACAGAGAAGCAAAUGGGUCAACAUUCGACGAACUUUCCGAAAACCCAACUGUGGCUCCAUUUGGAUGGUACCAAGAUAGACUUUGUGAUGAAUCUAACGGCAUGUUGCAAAAAGCCAAGGAAAGCCAAUUGACACGCCUAAACAAUGAUGAGUGUAUGGACACAUAUGGAGUCCCCGCAUCGAAAUUUUCGACAUGGGGAAGCGUUAUC
Hymenoscyphus albidus is the source of this 1232-nucleotide messenger RNA. The record is from the annotation of a GenBank genome assembly. NCBI's taxonomy places the organism in Eukaryota, Fungi, Ascomycota, Leotiomycetes, Helotiales, Helotiaceae.